AUGGCCCGGUUCACCGCCAAGAUCGCCCUCGUGACGUCGUGCGCAUCCGGCAGCGGCGCAGCCAUCGUCCGGCGGCUGGCUUCGGAAGGGGCGGUGGUGAUCGCGGCGGACAAGUCGGGCCACGAAAAACUGGCGGCGGAGGUCGGGAGCAACGUGAUCCCACGACACCUAGACGCGGCGUCCGAAGACAGCAUCCGCGAGCUGGAAGAAUACGUGCGCGCAACGCAUGGGCGGCUGGACAUUCUGGUCAACAACACGGGGAUGGGGGGGCCGCGGUGCCCGAUCCUGAACGUCACGGCCGCGGACGCCGCCGAGGUGUUUCAGUACAACAUUCAAGGCGCCUUUCUGAUCCUCCAGCUCGGACUGCGGUUCAUGACGGCACAGGCCAGUGGAGGCUCGAUCGUGUGCACGGCAUCGGUAGCAGGGGUCCGCAGCGCGCCUAACUCGGCACCGUACGCCAUGUCCAAGGGCGCCGUCAUCGCAAUGACCAGAACAGCAGCGAUCGAGUACGCCAACGCGGGGAUACGGGUCAACGCAGUAGCGCCCGGUCCUACGGCGGUGCCUAUGGUGGAAGCGCUGGGGACGACAGCGACCGCGGGGCUGAGGGCACGGAUCCCGCAGGGGAGGCUGGCAGAGCCGAGGGAGGUCGCCGCGGUGGUUGCGUUCCUGGCGGAUGAUGAAGAUGCGAGCCACGUUACCGGCCAGGUUUGGAGUGUUGAUGGGGGGUGGACGGCGUCUUAG
Messenger RNA from Colletotrichum navitas, 741 nucleotides. RefSeq names its product short chain dehydrogenase. The record is from RefSeq and is a predicted model, not a curated record. Gene Ontology annotation, molecular function: oxidoreductase activity. Bases 1 to 741 code for a protein of 246 amino acids. Lineage: Eukaryota; Fungi; Ascomycota; Sordariomycetes; Glomerellales; Glomerellaceae. The transcript has a single exon.